AGUGCAACAAGAAUAAAAUUCGUAACAAAUAAGGUUAUUUUGUGUGAUAGACGGAUUUCGGCCAAUUUUUCUAAAAUUGAAAGUCUUGAUGGGUACGAAACCCCAAAACCCCCCAACCACGUUGUCAAAAGUGCCCCUGAAGUGUUCGAAGGUACCCUGGGAGAAGAUGAAUUGAUUUUGGUCAAUUGUUCUUGGCACAAUGAUAGAUCAAGAUGCAACACCAGAUUUUCCUCACCUCAUAUUAGAAAACUUAGAGAACGUAAAACAUAAAUAAUGACAUCAAAAUUUUUGCUUACCAAUUAUUAUUUUUUUGUUACUUUUUACCUGGGAAGUUUUUUGUCAAUUCACUCUUUAAACUGACAUAACCUCGUACUCUAAUUUUAAAGUGAGUUAGCUAUAAUUGAGUUUGUGUCCUUCACAAAGUAGUUGUGUUGUGAUCAGUUAAAAAAUUUCAUAAGUUCAUAGACCAGACGACCUUUCUUAAAAUUAAUGGGACGCACGAUAUCUUUAAGGUAUUUAAAAUACCAUCUAUUUUAUAACAAAGCUGAACGGCCUAAAGUGGGAGGCAUGUCGCGGCCACCCAAGCCGGCGGCAACUGCGAAGAAAGUAGCCCCUCCAGCCGUUCCACAUGAGUUCAGACAUUCUGGAAGUUCGUUCGGAUCCGCGGGAUAUGCUAGUUCAGAAGAUACAGGACUACUGGCGUCGUCAGACACACCAGGUAUCCCCAGAGAUGACCAUUCCGAUUAUGGCAGCACAGUCAGCGGCAGCACCGGAAAGUCUCCAGGUCCAAUAUUUCCUGCUCCUUCCUUUACUUUCCCAGGUCAACUACCAGCUGGAACUGUUCUUACCCAUAAGACAGCCGUCUACUACCACCAUCAACUCAGCUUGCAAGAGGAUCAAGGGAUUGAUAUGACCCAGUCACCCGGUAGAGAUAGUCCAGGCUCUUCAAGUGGUAGUGCCGGUUCCGGUUCCAGACAUAGUACAGCUUCCUUAGAUAGUGGAAGAGCGUCUUACCAUCCAUUAAGCACGGCAGGAAGAAGUACCAUUGGUUCUUCGAAUAGUCCCAGAUGUUCUUUGAGUUCUUGUUCCAUCGGAUCCGAUCAAGGACGUAUCGAAAGAAUGAUACACCAAGGGAUACCGGAUCAAGAAAUAAUUCACUCUUGGCUGGUAGAUUUACAAUUUGAAGAAUAUUUUCCUCUGUUUAUAGCAGCUGGAUACGAUUUGCCUACCAUAGGAAGAAUGACACCAGAAGAUUUGACUGCCAUAGGAAUUAAAAAACCGAAUCAUAGAAAACGUUUGAAAGCUGAAAUCGCUCAACUUAAUCUCCCUGACAACUUGCCCGAAUUCAUACCAGGGUCCCUAGAAGAGUGGUUAAAUUUGUUGCGAUUAGAUGAGUACCUUCCGGCUCUUCUGGAACAAAAUUAUCAAACGGUAGACGACGUUACCCAGCUAACAUGGGAAGAUUUAGAGGAAUUCGGUAUAGUAAAACUAGGCCAUCAGAAAAAGAUAAUGUUAGCCAUAAAACGGAUCAAGGAUAUUAAGUCCGGAAAAAGAAUACACAAUGAUAAUAGAAUAUAUGCCACACAGGACGUCCUGGUGCACGCUCCUGUGGACCUUCCAUCGCCUGGUGUACCCCCAGUCCACAGCACUUUUCGUUCUUUUCACCAACCCUGGGAAAUCGACCAGACAAGGCAGCUACAGGCCGCAGGACAUCCACACUACGUACAAUCGUCAUUGUAUUGCACUGACAUUGUUCCUAUUAAGAUACGGACUGGUCGAGGUAAAUCAUUGGAAUCCCUAGAAGAUCCCAAUGAGAGAACACAUCAUACAUUUACUGCCGACAAUCCCCAAACAGUAUACUAUCAACAACCGAUAGGCUGGCGUACAAGAUCAUAUGACGACGGUGAUAUAACACCAACUAAUGAAACAGCACUGUUAUACGAGGGAGGAGGGACCCUUCCGAGACCACGUGGCAUAAUUCGACCAAGACCUAUCGCUAAAAUAGCUGCUAAAGCUAGAGAAACUUUCCCGGACUUUGAGAAACCCCAAUUUAGCCCUCAGUAUAAAUCUUUACCAAGAGAUGUUAUAGAUGGUAGCGCUUAUCACGUGCAGUAUACUGGAAGUCCUCUCAUGGGGAAGAAAAUUCCACCGAAUCCACCCAAAAGGCAAGACAGUGAGUGUAAUGAACAAACAACCACGGUGGAAAUCCAUCACGUUCAGACCUCUAGUCCUUUACCUCUGCCUGCUUAUCCUAGUUCGGAUAGUCUUAGUAUAUCUUUAGAUAACCAAGGUGAUCUUCCACUACCGCCUCCACCGGCGCCGGGAACUCCUCCAGGAAUGUCCCAUACUCAGUGUAAGCUGAAUUCAUCUCAAUCUUGGAGCGUUGAGGAACAGGAGCUAAUCAAAACGUUGGCAUUGCAGCACAGAAACGGUUCUGACGCAAGCUUCAAGUCGAAUUCCAGUACAGAAUCUGAUUCUUUGCCAUUUGCCAACGAGAACGCCGGUACCAUCCGUACUCGCGCUGGCGGCGGCCGUGCCGCUGAGUUUUCCUCUCCUAAACCAACACGCCCCAGCGGUUUGCCACCUCAUCCGUCCCCCACGCCUAAUCGGCAACAACCGAACGUCCGAACACAAAGAUCGGAACCAGCUGAUGUCCUAAAUGAUAUAGGGAAUAUGUUAGCGAAUCUCACAGAUGAAUUGGAUGCGAUGUUAGAAGAAGAAAAAAGGCAACAGUAAUUUGUUUGUACAUGGUAUAAGACUGAACAUCAAAUUUACUCUUAAAUUUGACGUAGAGGGUAAUCUUAAUAACUAGAAUCAAACAUUUCAUAAGAAAAUAUUGUAGGAAUUGAAAUUAUCAUUUUUAAAGUUAAUAUUUAAUUUGAAGCAGUAAAUAUGUAACUGUAAAUGGAAAAAAUAUGAAUCACAACAAAGUAAAUCCAAGAAAAAAAAACGAGAAAAAAUAAUUUGAUUAUGAUUUGAAAAUAAAGAAUGAAAAGCAAGAGAUGAAAUUAAACAGUUGAACUAUCUAUGACAGAAGAAUAAAUAAAUCUAUGUGGCUAAAAGGCUACAACUUGUAUUUCUGCGUGAAUAUACAAAACCUGUAUAUUUACACAUGUAAAGUUGGUUGAAAAAAAAUGCAAAGAAAGCAAUAGAACAUAUUUAAGUACAUAACUUCUAUGUAUGAGAAAAAGGGACAAUAAAAGUUACCUUUUUCGACUCAAAACAUUUCUAUUUUUAAACUACGUAUAAUUUAUAACAUUUUUUAUAGAAUUGUUUGAUUUUAGGUACUAAGAACUGGUAUUGGAAAAUAUUUUGAGGAAAAUAGGAAGUAUCAAACUGGGUUCAUACAGAAAUUGAAAUAAUAUAACAUAAUGUAACAAAAUGAUAUAAAAUAUAAAAGUAUGCCUUAAAGAACUACUCAAAGGCGUUCAUAAAUGAUUUAAAACAAAGAUGAUCAACUUAUUGUUAUCUGAUUAUUUUAUGUUAAUGUAAAACACCCUGGUUGUCUUCAAUUUAUAAUUUUUAUCACCUUUGUUGUAGACGACCGGAAACUAGUAGCAUAGCCAGAAUUUUGAAAUGAGGGAGGGGUUUACCAAAAAUUUUGAGUCUCUUCCUACUCUCAGUGUCAGUAAAAACGUUAUAAUGGAUACAAAUUAAUACUAAUAUGUUACACUAUUAUUAUUCAACAGGUAUAUUUUUACAAGUUUUACAAUAGAUCCUUUGGUUCACGGUGUAUAUGAUACCCCCAAAUCUACAUACAACACUUACAAGUACCCUACUUAUUGUAUUCCAAAUUUAGGGGUUAUAAACGAUAAUUUAUGGAAUUAGAAUGAUCAUUUUUUAAAGAUAUGCAAUUUCUUGGAAAUAUAUUCUAAACAGUAUAUAAAAAAAUCCAAAAAUAAGCGUAACAAGGGCUGAAAUAAUUCACCUCUUUCAGCUAAAGUUAUCCAAAUCUUUUUACAUGGUUUCAAAUUGACACCAAAAUGUUUGUUACACUAUUAUUUUGGAUCCAGCAAAUCAGUAGGUGUGAUCUCACGAUAGACAUUGAGCAGACCCAGACCAUUCAAACGUAUCUCACAUGUUAUGUUUCUGAGGUAGGAUUCUUCUAGUCUACUUAACGUCGAAAAAGACAAUUGUGGACUACUGGUAGAGUAUUUUUGGGGCCACUGCGGAAACCUUGCACCUAUUCAGUUAACUCAGCGCUAUACUUUUUGAUAUCAUCAUAAACCUUUUUAAAUACUUUAUGUUUGGAGUACCCUAUACAUAAUACAUAAUCAAUAUGUACGUACAUAAAUACAUACAUACAUAUGUACUUAAAUAGGUAAAAAUAUCUAGUUUUUCACGUUCAACUAGGUGUAUGUAAGGAUUAAUCCUUCAAGUAUAUACCAAAAUGAAUGUUACUUUACUAUUGAAAUAACGAAAACAAAUUACUCCUCACUCACACAAUAUUACUUCUAUUGUCUAACUGAGAAUUAAGUGGAAGAAUUGAUAUUCAUAUUCUUAAGUCCUCAAAAUUUUCUCCAAUACUGUAUAAAACUACUUAAUUUUGAAUCAAAAUAUUUAGCAGCUGAGUUAUAUUUCUUAUAGUUUUUUUUUUCAAUAUAGAAUUUAUAGAUACAAAUAAUUAUUUUAUCUUUGUAAAUAUUUUUUAGAUAGGGAGAUAUAUGUAAUGUAAAUUCUGUAAAACUUUUCGUUUUAUUUUUAUUCUAGUUUCAAAAAUAUAUUUUUUUAGGGGGUUAUCUACUCGUAUAAGUUUAGAAAUGUUUUAUUUUAUGAUCGUUUUAAUAUAGAUACAGGGUGAUCCGUAAUAAAAGGUAAAAGUAUGUGUACAGGGUCUGGACAAUAUUUUUACGUUAUUAAGCCGUCAAAAAUUGUUUAAUAAUUACAUUAGUUGAAAUUAGCUGUUUCUUAUCCAAAAUAAUUAUGCAAUAUUCAUUAAUCUAAUCGUGUUUCCUGAAAAACUCGAGAGACAUUUUAUUUUUAAUAAUGAUUAUCCCAAGAAUUUAUGAUUCCAGCCUUUUAAGUUUAUUUUGGGACAUUCGUUCUCGUGUUUUAUGGAACACCCUAGUAUAUUUACCCUCAAAUUUGCUUAUCUUCGUAUUGAUUUAAUUCAGAUGUGUCAUAGAAUUUUAUUAUAAGCAAUGAUAUAGUUGAAAAAAAUUUUGGUGUUGAAAAUGGACAUAAAAUGAAUGUAAAUAAAAAAAAAUAGGUCUUGUACUAAAAUUGUAGGUAGAUGAUGUAAAAUCGAUAAAAGAAUUAGAAAUUAGAUACUUUUUGUACAGUCUUUUUAGUAUACGAAAUCUAGAUCGUUUUACAGCUAGAGUUAGGCUGUUUUCCAGUAACAUGUCACAAAUAUAAAUUGAGCUAUAUAGUUACCAUCAGUUUCCAUGUUAGUUUUACUAGUACAUUUUUGAAAACAAGAUUCAUUAUCACUCGUAAUUGUUAGACCUUAAUUACCAAUGUUGCUUUGAGAAUUUUUAAAUUUACAUUUGAAACUUUGAGCUGAGAUAAACUGUGUUGAUGUAGAAAUGAUUCAGGAAUUAGUAAAAACGGUGUAAAUUUGUCCAAUAAAUUAUAAAUGUCGGAGCAACAAGCAGCUGCAGACAGUAAAAAGGAAAAAAUGUUGAUUAGAGACAAAUUUUCUCCACACUAAAUAGAUAAAUUAUAAAGACUCUAUAGAUCGGUUGCGCGGUAGCCUAGACAGUCGUCGCUCCUCGGGCUUCUGCCAGUACGCUUUGUGCACCCCCACUCCUCAGACAUAUGCUUUAAGAGGCCUAACCAUCUGAGUCUGGCCAUCUUGACUUCUGUCACCAGGCUGGAGUCUUCAUAGAGCCGGUAUAGCUCGGUGUUUGCACGGCUACGCUCCCACGGCUGUUCAACACCCAGGUGUUGCUAGCGUACAUAACAACCAGGGAGAGAAUUGUGCGAUAUAUCCGCUUUUUCGUUCUCCAAUUCAGUAAACGUGACUUAAGAAGUCGCUGGAGACCGAAAUAUGCUCUAUUCCCCUCUUUCAUACGUUCUCUUAUUUCCAUCGAGUUGUCAUUAUUUUCGAUCACUAGUAAUCCCAGGUAUUUAAACGACAGUACAUUUUCGAAUUUAUACCGGCCUACUUUGAGAGCCCUCAGAGGAGUUCUUCUGUUCCUUGACGUAACCAUGUAUAUUGUUUUGGACUCGUUAAUGGUGGCUCUAUAGGAUUCUUCUAGAUGCUCAAAGCUUUCUUUAAGUUCACGCUCCCUUCGACUGAGUAUAUCAAUGUCAUCAGCGUAGGCCACUGUACUGUUGAUCAGAGUUCCUCCUCUAUUAACUCCAAUACAUUAUCUACUAAAAAAACACUCAUUAAUGGGAAUUUAUUAUUAUCUACUAUCCUAUCUACUAUCUACUAAAAAGAUAUCCACAGAUGUCUCCAAUACCCGCGAUGUAAAUUUUUCAACCGAGUUUCAAACCAAUUUCUACCUGUUUUAGUUUUUCAAAAGUCAGUUUAAAUCAAUGCCCUUCUGAAACUUUAAAAACAAAUAUGUAUUGAUACAACCAUUUUCAGUAGCUAGAGUAACACAACUUGUUUUUGAAUAGCUAUUUCUAUUGAUUGUCUUCUGGGAUCUUCUAAGAGAGAUAGUAGGUUCUUCUCAUUGCCACCGUACGAAUGUUACCCAUCCACAAUUUGCAUUUUAACUUCGUUUCUAUAAACCUAAUAUUAAGUUCUAUGCAUAUUGGGGUACCAUGUACACUGUGAUCCUAAGGAUCUAUUUUGUCCCCCUUUCUUGAUGUGACACUGCGGAUUUUCAGUGUUUGCGGCUAAUCUAUUAAUCCCACUACCAGGUGUAAUGCUCUAGACACUCCGAGAGAAUGUGGAUAGAGAUUUCAUCCUUUGUGCAGCAGAAUCUAUUCAUUGUAUUCUGUGCUAGGGUCUUCAGGUGCCCAUUGAGCCGACAGUGCCACGACAGGACUCCUCAUAAUACUAAGUUAAAGAAAUCUAUAAGGGAAUUGAAUUUGCAACAUAUUCAUAAUGUUGACAACGUUUGCAACAAAUAAAUAAAACUUCCUAGUCUCGCCACGCUCCCAAGGAACUGUCAAAUAUAUAAAAGCAAAUGGGCAGUAUAUAUUAAGGGAGUCUUGAAUCUUAUGUACAAAUAAAAAUAUUGAUAUUUUGGUUAAUUAGGCUUUGAAACCCUAGUUUUUUUAUUCAAUCUUGACCGGCUAUUUUUGUAAAGUUUGUCAAUAUAAUUGGUACAAACAAAAAUGUAUAUUCUCCGGGUAAUGAAUAUAGCUACAGUAUGUUGUAGAUAUCGUUUGUUGGAAAGCAGCCUUGGUGUGGAAUGGCAGUCCCAAAACUAAUUUUAGAACACCUCUUUCGUUUAAAAAAAUUAUUCACUACUUUCGUCAAUCAAAAGAAAAGCUAUUUUGUGAAAUUGUAGAGUUCAGUAUAUAUUUGCACCAUGUUUGUAAUCGCAGUUUUACAUUCUUGCAUAAUCACAUAUAAACCUUUUUAUGAUUAAUAAUAACGCUUAUCUUAGAAUAACCGAGAGAAUAACUUUGUAUCAUAUGUUCAGUGUUUAUUUUAUAUAUAUGACGUCACGCAAUAUGGCGACCUUACAGAAAUGUUUAAACUACCUACAAAAUUUUUGAAUUUAUAAUAAUUUUUUUAUCUAUAAAUGUUGAUUAAAGAAUUUAAAAAAAAAUUAUAAUAAAAGUUGUAUAUGAACCAUUUUUCUCUCAAACGAUGCAAAUACCCUAUUAUGAUUCUUUUUGUAUUUGUUAUUAGAUAGAGCCGAUAUAAAUGAAAUCAAACUAGACAGAGACCUAAAACUGAAAUUAGAAGAGCUUAUUAAAGGAAUAAAUAGAAACAAGGGGAAAACAUUAGGGAAAGUAGAUAUUGGAGAGUAUAACAUGUAGGGGUUAGAUGCUAAAGAAUCCGUUUUUAUUUUUCAAAUUGGAAAUUAUUAAAAUACAAUAAAUGUAUUGUACCUAACCUAACCUAACCUAACCAAAUUUUCGUUAUUAAAAUUUUCUAAGCUUCAAAUAACUUUAUUAAAAAAUGCUACGACAGAAAUGUUAAUCUGAAUCUAGUAUACGGUUCAUUUCGUCGGCAUCUUCAUCGGGCGUUUCUUCAACUUCUAAAUUGUCACUGCUGGGGUUCGCUUUUUUGCUAUAUUUUUCUUCAUGUGGAGAAUACUUAUAGGUGCGAAAUAAACAUAAGUAAUGAGAAUAAAAUUUCACAUUUUAAAUAAGAAAUUUUCUUUAUUUCGUUAUAGACAUUUUAAAGUUUGUUCAUGUUAAACAUUAGUAUUCCUUUCUUCACCUUAGAACAAUUUUCAGAGUUGAAAAACGAAAAAUUCUCGUUUCUUGUACUUUUAAAGAAAAAAGUCAUUAAUUACUAUUUUAUGUACUGCAUAAAUAACAAACUACACAAGUUACAUUGUCAAAGGAUAUAAAUAGACAAGCUAAUUACAUUAGGUAGAUUACAUUAAUAGAGGCAAACUGAUACAAUCGCGCUUAUACCGUUUUGCUACUAAUUUUUUUGAUGCUAAUGAUUAGAAUCUAAAUGAAACGAAUGUACUUGUAUCGUUUUACUUUAGAGUUCAUUUUGAUAUAUUUCGUCAUAUCAUAGAUAACAUUACAUCACUUGAAUCCUCUUGCCAUCAACCAAAAUUGGUAUUUUUCUUAAAAAGAGCUUGUACCCUUUUGCAUACCCUUCAUAUAAUAAUUUAUAUGACCCAAUAAUGAAUUUCCUAAAGAAUACAUAGAUUUUUGUACCUUUGCAAUUUUAAAUUUGUUUUGGGCUGUUCCAUUCACAUUUAUAACCUAAUUGUUAUUUUUUUUUCUAAUAAUUUUGAGAAGACUGAUAAUAGAUUUUUUAUUAUUGAUGUGCACCUUAUCUGAAGGAUUAUAUAACUUUAACCAUUCUUUUUAAUCUGUGUUAACACUACUUAGAUUUAUUUUAUAUACAUAUAUAUACAAAAAAAUUUUGUAUUCAUAUUAAUUCUGUAUUUGCAUUUUGCAAGUUUUUUGCAAUAAAAGAAUGUUAUGAAUGUGCUACUUAAUAGUUUAUAUUGAAUAUACCUAUGUUGUUAUUUGUCAUAGCAGUUUUUUUCAUUAAUAAUAUAGCUGUUGAAUAUGACUUUGAUACUCUUUUUAUUACUAUUAUUUUUAAUUAAUAUGAUUAACUGUUAACAAAUAUGAAUAUAGAUUAAAUAAUAAAUAUACUGAUU
Molecule: messenger RNA, 9206 nt
Organism: Diorhabda sublineata
Lineage: Eukaryota; Metazoa; Arthropoda; Insecta; Coleoptera; Chrysomelidae
Gene: ckn
Product: caskin-1
Exons: 10
Coding region: 490-2736 (748 amino acids)
Biological process (GO): axonogenesis; cell surface receptor protein tyrosine phosphatase signaling pathway
Cellular component (GO): focal adhesion; axon
Molecular function (GO): signaling adaptor activity; protein phosphatase binding
Source: RefSeq, a predicted model, not a curated record